Messenger RNA from Plasmodium gonderi, 1020 nucleotides. RefSeq lists its product as hypothetical. The record is from RefSeq and is a predicted model, not a curated record. NCBI's taxonomy places the organism in Eukaryota, Apicomplexa, Aconoidasida, Haemosporida, Plasmodiidae. The transcript has a single exon. The coding region runs from base 1 to 1020 and encodes 339 amino acids.
AUGAAUUUUUUAAGAAGCAGGAAAGGACAAGGGGAUAAUGUGAAUAAUUCCCCUGAGAAUGAAAAAGAAAAAAAAAAAAAAAAAAAUUGGGUAAAAAUUGCGUUUAAUUAUGUCAAAUAUUUUAUAGAUAACAAAAUUAAGAGUAAAUAUAAAUACUCUUUUUUUAUUGGAUUAUUUAUUGUUUUUUUAAUUUUUAUUGGAUUUUUUCAAGUGGUACUAGAAUUUGUUCACACACAUUUUUACAAAUUUAAAUAUAUUGAUAUGUCAGAUACAGAAAAAGUACGGGAAGUCUUUUUUAGCAAUAAACCAUAUUUAGUUUAUUGUAAAAAUGAUAAACAGGAAAGUAUUCAUCCAGUUAUAAAUUCAAGUAGAUCAAAUUAUCCAGACAUUCUCAAUAUAGCUAUUAUUAAUUGCAAAAGCUUGUUACCAAGUAAUCAAAAUGUAUAUGAACGUUUUAAUAUGGACCCCAAAACGAAAGCAUUUGUUGUAUGUUAUGGAAGAAAACCGAAACCAAUUACACUUAAUAUGUUAAAUAAUAAAAAAAAAUUUGUAUCAUUUGUACAAGAGGCAUUAGUAUUUAGUGUUCCAUUUUUUACAAAAUUUCCCCAAUUUCAAACCAAAUGUUUAAAUAAAAAUAAAAAAUGUAUUUUAUUUAUAAGCGGAAUUCACAUGACUAAUAGAAGUAACAAAUAUAAUUACAUUAACGAUAUUUUUGUUAAUAAUAAAUAUUUUGAUGUAAGCCCCAUGAUUCUUGAUAAUAGAAAAUUUUUACUUAAAUUAAGUGAUGAGGUAUUUACAUCCUAUUCAAAAAAAAGAGACAUUCAUGUUCUUUGCCUUUUCAAUCAUAACGAAGCAGGCGUAGAUAAUUACUAUGGAUAUUUUUACAAGCACGAUUUUGAAGAUUUUACAAAACUCUCAUCCUUUGUGGCAAAUUGCAUCAAAGCUACCAAUAAAACCAAUGAAGCAAUCAAACUAUCGGCCGUUCCACAAAUUAAAUAUCGAACUAGUAAGAAGAAGUAA